Penicillium maclennaniae is the source of this 1962-nucleotide messenger RNA. RefSeq names its product DNA-directed DNA polymerase IV. Gene Ontology annotation, biological process: double-strand break repair via nonhomologous end joining. Gene Ontology annotation, cellular component: nucleus. The coding region runs from base 1 to 1962 and encodes 653 amino acids. Gene Ontology annotation, molecular function: DNA binding; DNA-directed DNA polymerase activity. Lineage: Eukaryota; Fungi; Ascomycota; Eurotiomycetes; Eurotiales; Aspergillaceae. The record is from RefSeq and is a predicted model, not a curated record. The transcript is spliced from 5 exons.
AUGGACACGCUCAGUAAGAAGGGCUUCUUUGAUGCCCUUCAAAGACUCGAUGGCUCCGAGGACGAAGAUGAUGAUUCUCUAGGGAAACUUCUCUUCAGUUCACGAUAUAAGCGGACUUCAAGUCCAUCUGUUGCUCCUGUCUCAGCCAGUCAUCGACCCAAGUCUCUUCAACGUUCCAACACUGAACCUCAGGCCUUAUCUGCUGUCGGACAACGGCAAUUUCCUCCCAUCGAUAAUCCUAGAAGGACAUUCAAGAUAACUGAACCGAGAGCGAGAAUUGUCCGACGUGCCCAGACCACCGUAACGAUGCCGUUGGCAAGGACCGAAGCUCGUCCUGCGAAGAAGAGGAAGACCGAUAACCUCAAGCUUCUUCCCGAGAAUCAGCAGAUCUUCAAAGGGCUUUCAUUCUACUUUCUACCGAACGAUGAUAUCGCUCCGUCUCGACGACUGCGCAUCCAACGGGCCCGGGAGCUCACAUUGCCGUUAACAGUCUUGAGCACCCUGCAAGUGCGGUUUCGUGUCAAUGGCAUGCCGGUGGAUUCGGAUAAGCCAGCGCCCAUUGUGGCCGCCGAGCCGGUACCCGCAGACUCCUUGCCACUGAAGCCAUCGAGAAGAGCACAGCAGAAGUCCCCGGAAACAUCCCAGUCAAACAAUGAGACAGCAUCGAUUGAGCCGCUUGCUCUCAAGCCAGCACCCAGCCAGCCGGCACCGGAGACAGUGUAUAACGUAAAUACAUGUGAAAGGGACUCCCUAGAUAAUGUUAUUGAUGAGGCACGAGCAGCCAGUCAUUUGCCCCUCGAUGCACUCGAUUCAGCCGACGAGGAAUCGCCUGCCGAAGAAAUCGACGGUGAUUUCUCGGAGCCGGAGGACGCCCUCGCAAAGAAAACGAGAGAGCCGUUUGGGGAGAACAAGACGGGGCAGUCAUGGAUGCAGGGCUUCGCUUGUAUGCAAAAGUUUGACUCAAACGCACAACGUCAUAAUCCCAACAGCAGAACCAUCGAGAUCCUGCAGCAAAUGUUGGAUUACUAUACCCGCACCGCCGAUCAAUGGCGUACCAUGGCCUAUCGUAGAGUCAUCGCUGCAUUACGCCGACAGCCUCAAAAGGUCACAACACGAGCUCAAGCUCUGGCAAUCCCCGGCAUCGGAGAACGACUGGCAGACAAAAUCGAGGAGAUUGUCCUCACCGACCACCUCCGUCGUCUUGAUCGCACCAACGAGUCUCCCGAGGAUAAAAUCAUCCAGAUCUUUCUUGGUGUGUACGGUGCCGGCAUUAUGCAAGCUUCUAAAUGGGUUGCACAAGGCUAUACAUCUCUUGAUGAUCUCCGGAAUCGAGCACCGCUCUCCAAAAACCAGCGCAUCGGAGUGGAGCGUUACCACGAUUUUGCUCAGCGGGUACCACGCAAGGAGGUCGAAGAACAUGGAGCGAUCGUCCGCCGGGCAGUACAAGCGGUGGACAAGGACAUGCAGGUCAUUAUCACUGGCUCUUACCGCCGCGGGGCACUGGAUUCGGGAGACAUCGAUCUCCUAAUCACGAAGUCGGACGCAUCGCUGGAUGAAAUACAAUCACUGAUUUUGAACAUCGUGGUGCCAAAAUUAUUUGACGAAGGAUUCCUGCGAGUUGAACUUGCUACCUCGCGGCACAGUCACAACGCGUCUAAAUGGCACGGCGCGUCCGCUUUGCCGGGGAAUGUGUGGCGGCGCAUCGAUUUGCUUUUUGUGCCUGGGGCCGAAGUCGGGGCUGCAAUGCUGUACUUCACCGGAAAUGAUAUUUUUAACCGCAGCAUGAGACUACUAGCUCGGAAGAAGGGCAUGGCGUUGAAUCAACGAGGGCUGUACACAGAUGUGCUUCGCAGCGCCGGUGUGAAGAUUAACCCGGGACGACUAUUGGAGGCACGCGAUGAGCGCCGGAUCUUUGCGGCACUGGGAGUGCCCUGGCGACCUCCAGAGCAUCGCACUUGCUAA